CCCCGCCGCGUGGAUCCCUGGCUACCCGGGGCUCCGUCCACAGAGCCCGGGGCGAGGCGUGACCCCGUCGCUCGCGGGGGCGACGGGGGGGCGGAGACGCGGGCCCCCGUGACUCGCCCACCGGGAUGUGAUCCAGGAGGACUCUGCGGCCCCCGCCCCGCGGGUCCUGACUUUUUGGACUUUCCCGGUGGAGAGAGGAGGAGGAGGGAAGAAAGGAUGCGGCACCGGCUAAGGGAUCAGUCCUGCCCGGGCCGCUUACUGCCUGUUUGACUUAAGGCAAAUUGCCGCUGCCCCUCGGUGUCCGCGGGGGACCUCUAAACCCGCGGGUGCUCGAGUCCCACAGCCGACCCUGCAUCCGCGGACCCGGCACCCGCGGAUCCACCAACCCCCAUGGUGUGUGAGAGCCCUCCUACCUUCGGCUUCCUGUUGGACAUCGAUGGGGUGCUGGUUCGGGGCCACCAGGUCAUCCCCGCGGCGAGGGAGGCCUUCCGCAGGCUCGUGGACCCCCAGGGGCAGCUGCGGGUGCCCGUGGUCUUUGUCACGAACGCGGGGAACAUCUUACAGUGCAGCAAAGCCCAGGAGCUGUCAGCCCUGCUGGGCUUCCAGGUGGAGCCCGACCAGGUGAUACUGUCCCACAGCCCCAUGAAGCUCUUCUCACAGCAUCACGACAAGCGGAUGCUGGUGUCUGGGCAGGGGCCCCUGGUGGAAAAUGCCCGAGCAUUGGGCUUCAAGCACGUGGUCACAGUGGACGAGCUGCGGGCGGCCUUCCCUGUGCUGGACAUGGUGGAUCUGCAGCGGCGGCCCAAGACCACGCCCCUCCCAAGGAACGACUUCCCUGCGAUCGAAGGGGUGCUCCUCCUUGGGGAGCCCGUGCGCUGGGAGACGAGCCUGCAGCUGAUCAUGGACAUCCUCCUCAGCGAUGGGAACCCCGGCACCGGUCUGGCGACGGCCCCCUAUCCCCACCUCCCUGUCCUGGCCAGCAACACAGACCUCCUCUGGAUGGCUGAAGCCAAGAUGCCCAGGUUCGGCCACGGCACCUUCCUGUUGUGCCUGGAGGCCGUUUACCGGAAGGUGACCGGCAGAGAGCUGUGCUACACGGGCCUGAUGGGCAAACCCAGCCUCCUGACCUACCAGUACGCGGAGGGCCUGCUCGCCAGGCAGGCGGCGCGGCGGGGCUGGGCGGCCCCCAUCCGGAGCCUCUACGCCGUGGGUGACAACCCCAUGUCCGACAUCUAUGGGGCCAACCUGUUCCACCAGCACCUGCAGACGAGGCGGGAGGGGGCGGCCCGGAGCUGCGCCGCCAUCCUGGUGUGCACCGGCGUGUACAGCCCCCGGGCCCCCGGCCCCGCCGCUACCGCCCCCGGUGGCGAGGGGCCUCCGUUCCACGGGCACCGGGACCUUGGCUUCAGCCCGGGGCUCCUGCAGGCGGCCCACGUGGUGAGCGACGUGCUCGAGGCCGUGCAGCUGGUCCUCGGCAAGGAGGGCUGGGCUCUGUAGCAGGGAGGGAGGUGGGCCCGCUGGCCGCCCCCUGUGCCCCGCCUCCCCGCCAGCGCGGUGACACUCUCGCUCCUCCUGGGCGGGGCCGCACGAUUGUUCCCAGGGUAGCAUUUGGGUAGCAGCCUCAGAUUUUUCUAGGCUGGUUCCUGUCUGCCUGUGCUGGCAGCCUGACCCCAGGCUCGUCCUCACUCUGGGGGUCUUCUGCAGAAGAGGAGGCGGCGCCCGCCUCUGCCCGCUGCCAGCACGGGCUGUAACUCACUCUCAGACACUACUUUUUAUGGUAGUUUAGCUUAUUGCCCAGAGACUUUGGACUUAUUUUUUUAAGUUAAAAUAAUUGUAAUAAAUACUCAUUUUGCUGUC
Messenger RNA from Mesoplodon densirostris (Blainville's beaked whale), 1857 nucleotides. RefSeq names its product haloacid dehalogenase like hydrolase domain containing 5 (gene HDHD5). The transcript is spliced from 8 exons. NCBI's taxonomy places the organism in Eukaryota, Metazoa, Chordata, Mammalia, Artiodactyla, Ziphiidae. Gene Ontology annotation, cellular component: mitochondrion. The record is from RefSeq and is a predicted model, not a curated record. Bases 391 to 1497 code for a protein of 368 amino acids. Gene Ontology annotation, biological process: glycerophospholipid biosynthetic process.